Molecule: messenger RNA, 1735 nt
Organism: Chrysoperla carnea
Lineage: Eukaryota; Metazoa; Arthropoda; Insecta; Neuroptera; Chrysopidae
Gene: numb
Product: protein numb
Exons: 3
Coding region: 30-1667 (545 amino acids)
Source: RefSeq, a predicted model, not a curated record
AAAUUAAAUUAAAAUAUCGAGAUAACAAAAUGGGAAAUUCUAAUUCGAAUCAUAUACCGUUGGAACGCAGUGUUAGUCGAUUUGGAGAUGUUACAGUGAGACGGAGUUUAAGAUCCCCGCGUAAAAUGGAUCGAUUACGUCGCUCGUUUAGAGAUUCGUUUCGUCGGCGUAAGGAACAACGAGUACCGGAAAGUUCGAAACCACAUCAAUGGCAGGCGGAUGAGGUAGCUGUUCGUAAUGGAACUUGUACAUUUAGUGUUAAAUAUUUGGGCUGUGUUGAAGUAUUCGAGUCUCGAGGAAUGCAAGUUUGUGAAGAAGCUUUAAAAGUUUUAAGGACAUCCAGGAGACGUCCAGUUCGUGCGUUGCUUCAUGUAAGUGGUGAUGGUUUAAGAGUAGUAGAAGAAGAAACAAAAGGAUUAAUUGUUGAUCAAACUAUCGAAAAAGUAUCAUUUUGUGCUCCAGAUAGAAAUCAUGAACGUGGUUUUAGUUAUAUAUGUCGUGAUGGUACUACUCGUCGAUGGAUGUGCCAUGGAUUUUUAGCUCUUAGAGAAUCUGGUGAGAGAUUAUCUCAUGCUGUGGGUUGUGCUUUCGCUGCUUGUUUAGAACGUAAACAACGGCGUGACAAAGAAUGUGGAGUUACAAUGACUUUUGAUGCGAAAAAUUCAACUUUCACACGUAGUGGCUCUUUCCGACAACCCGGUUUAACUGAAAGAUUAGAACGAGCGGUUGAUGUCAAUGCAAAACCUGCGCCAGUAAAUCCAUUUGCAAUUGAACGUCCUCACGCAACGCCCAGUAUGUUAGAACGCCAAGGAAGUUUUCGUGGUUUUAAUCAAUUAGCUCAAAGUUCACCAUUCAAACGGCAAAUGUCAUUACGAAUUAAUGAUUUGCCAAGUAAUGCAGAGCGGCAACGAAGUUACUUAACAACACCUACAACUGCAGCCAAUAAGCCAGUUUCACCAAUACCUGAAAUAUCACCAGGUGAUUCAGUGACAGCUUUAUGUCAACAAUUAUCACAAGGAUUAAGUCAACUUACACAUAGUGGUUCAGAUGAUUUUAAUUUUAAUAGUCAAUCGUCGAUAAAUCAAAAUAAUAUCGCAACCACAAAGUCAACGGCAUUAACAAAUAAUAUUACUAAUGGUUCACCUUUGACAAUAUCAACCACGUUGCCACAAAGUUCUGGUGGAAUAUUAUCCAAUAAUAUAACUUCCUCAAACACGUUUCAACCAAGUGUAUUAUCAAGUAAUUUAACAGGAUUUAGUCCAAAUCUAACAAAACCAACAUCGCCAGUACCAUCGUUAACAAAACGAUAUUCAAUAUCAUCUACACAGCCAUCUGUAUCUCCAAAUCCCAGUUUAAAUUCAAUAGGAUCCUCAAACACAACACAAUCAAUUUUACCAAAACCUGAUCAAUGGCUAGGACAAAUUGUAAAUUCUGCAAGUCCUAUACAAUUUGAUUCAACACCACGAAGAGCUCCCUCAUUUGGUAUUCAUUCCCGUACAUUAUCGUUAGGUUCAGCUGAAGGAUAUUCUUCGCGUGGUCCACAUCACGUAGAUCCAUUUGACGCUGAAUGGGCUACGAUUGCCACAAAACCUGAGACAGUUGGACAAAAUACGAAUCCAUUCCUUGUUGGGAACUCAACACCUCAACCAUUUCAAGUACAGCUUUAGCUUAAUUAAUAAAAAUUUUUUAAAGAAUAAUAUAAAAAUACGCACUUAAAACUUAAAUAAAAGAGAGG